UAAGUAUAAAUAUAGAAAGUAGCCUAUGCCUGACAUUUAUCAUCGGACUCCAGACUCCAGAAGCCUCGAUAGAGCUCGUCAACUCUGAGGAGAGAAACACAAGACAAGAAACAAACACUAUGUUUCUUACAGGAAAGUUUUUCGGGUUCCUUUUCAGUCUCUCACUGAAUUUAUGGCUCUGUGAGACUGCAAGUGUAAUCAUUUUGGAUCAACAAGAAGCUUCAGAUAUUAAAAGGGCUUAUAUCAAUCCUGAGAAAACAUAUGCCGCUCGAAACUGCAAAGAACUCCAGAAAAAGUAUUGUGUUAAUGAUGACGGCCUGUACUAUCUGAAGUCCUCCAGAGGCGUCGUGUACCAGACCUUCUGUGAUAUGACCACUGCGGGCGGAGGCUGGACGCUGGUCGCCAGUGUUCAUGAGAACAACAUGUUCGGAAAGUGCACUGUUGGUGAUCGCUGGUCUAGUCAGCAGGGCAGUGAACCGAACCGGCCUGAUGGUGAAGGGACAUGGGCAAACACGGUCAUAUUUGGAACUCCAGACGCCUCUACAAGUGACGAUUAUAAGAAUCCCGGAUACUUUGACAUCCCAGCACAAGAUGUGUCCGUGUGGCACGUUCCUAAUAAUAAGGAGGUGGAGUCCUGGAGCGCUUCCUCCAUCCUGCGAUACCACACCGAAAAUCACUUCCUAACUCUCCACGGGGGAAACCUUUACAACUUAUUCAAGAAAUUCCCGGUGAAGUUUGGCAUAGGGGCAUGCCUCACUGAUAAUGGACCUGUUGUUCCAAUAGUGUAUGACAACGGAAAUGCCGAAUACAACAGAAAUCUCUAUGGUCCCAAUGCAAGAACAAAUUUUCAGCCUGGAUUCAUCUCAUUCAGAGUCUUCAACAAUGAAAGGGUAGCCAGUGCUCUUUGUUCUGGUGUCAAACCAACCGACUGCAACACUGAACAUUUCUGUAUUGGUGGAGGUGGACACUUUCCUGAGGAGGCCCCUAAGCAGUGCGGGGACUUUGCGGGAUUCGACUGGAACGGCUACGGUACUAAUGUGGAAUGGAGCGCUUCUAAAGAGAUCACUGAAGCAGCCGUGCUUCUCUUUUAUCGCUGACACUCACAGCAAUCUGAGAUCACCGCCAGCAUCUUUUCCUUCUUUACAACAUAUUCCACAUUAAUUAACGCCUGAAUUUAACAUACACAAUUAUUUGCUCAAAUGUAUUUCUUUAAGAUAUAUAUCCAGUGGUUGUUAGUGUUCAGACAUCAGAUUAAAAAUGUAUGUUAGUUUGACUUCUAGGCUACAACAUACUUUGACACAAUGUUUAAAAAAUAAAUAAAAAAAUAAGGACACAGUUAUUGAAAUAUAAUAAUUCCAUGACGCAUUGAGUUAUCAACAAACUAACAACCAUAUGUUUUGAGUAGAUCUAAGUUUGCUUUGACAGUAACAAAGAAAGGGGGUUUCUGAAUUUGCACGUUGAACCAAUCAUAUUAGAGAAAAAUGGUGUGAUGAUGUUGAGUGAUGUGUUAUGUUACCUUUACUGUCCCUAUCCUAUAUAAACUCCUGUACUCUUCUUGCUGGGGGGAUUCUCUCUGAAAUGUGUGAGAUCCUCCUAGCCGUGAUUAAAGCAUAUUCAAAGGCA
Molecule: messenger RNA, 1623 nt
Organism: Pimephales promelas (fathead minnow)
Lineage: Eukaryota; Metazoa; Chordata; Actinopteri; Cypriniformes; Leuciscidae
Source: RefSeq, a predicted model, not a curated record